CAGCUGGGCAUCCUCACAAACCGGAAAGCUCGACAGCAACACGCGUCUUACGGGGAAAUGAUGGCGGUAAAACCCUACAAAUACCAUUGCUGGGACCCAAGAACUCGUCUGCUCUCGGGACCAACACCUCCAGACCACCUACCCUAGGGCAGACAGCAACACACUCGACUGUGAGGAAGCCAGCUGAGCAGUAAUCCCAACUCCAUCGCCGACGAUGAGCACCGCCGUCAAGAUACACACGCAGCCGUUCCGCGACCACGCUGGCGGCGCCGCGGCCAUGGUGUUCUGGGCCCCUGUCGACCAGCCACUGCCGCCACUGUACAGCUUCGCAGUGUACGUCACAUCACCCCAGCCACCACCGACAGCGACCACAGAGGGAGGUGACGCGUCGGUGUCCUCGCCUGAGUCCUCCUUCGCAGCAGCCGAUCUCCUCCAGGCCCUGAACGAGUCCCGCUACGCCCCAGAGACGAUGGGCUACCGGCUCGACGUCUACUUCCAGCCAGGGGCGUCAGUGGAGCACUGCCAGCGGCACUACGAGGGCGAGAGGGCCGCGAGGGGCACGUACGCCGACCAGCUGAGGCAGGUCGGGGAUGGCACGUCGCAGCAGCAGCAGCAGCAGCGGCGACUGCCGGGACUCGUACCGUCGUACCUGCGGGCGCCGUCCUUCUGCCACCACGACGUGCUCUUCAUGGUCGACAGCGACGACUGCAACGCGUGGCGCCGCGGGGCAGACCUGCUCAUGGUCGAGUUCCGCCCGGCCGCAGUGCCCGCAGAGUUCGACCCCGACCCGGAGGAGCUCGAGGAGGACCCGGACAUGCUGGCGCCGACGCGCACCCAGCGGUUCCCUGUCUGCCCGGACCCGGAGGCUUACGAUGGCGCGGGGACCGUGCAGGGGAGGAUGUACGGCCUGUUUGUCGUCAAGGAGGAGCGGCUCGGAGGGCCGUACGAGAGGGCGCUGGAGCUGGGCUGGAAGUCUUGGUGAUGGACUGGGGAGGAUUGUUGCCCCGGGAGGAAUACGGUGGGCUUUUCGUCUCCUUUAUUAUUCAUAUUUGGAAGUCCUCAACUCCCCCCUCAGUUCGUCACAAAGUCGAGGCCCUUCACACAAGACAUUCGUACUGGAACCACCUGCUUCGCAUGACUUGACAUAUGCGCACCCUGCAAUUCUCCGAGCUGUUGCCCGCGCAAAUUGAUUUCAAAAUAUCUACAAGAAAGGCCCAAUGGGUCUACUAAGCCGUCCACUCACCACGGCCCAGCCUGACCGGUCCAAAGACCCCUAAAGUCACUGUUAAACGGCCCGCCCGUGAGCCCGUGCUUCCCUCCAGGCGAGGCCGGGAACCGCAGGUUCGCGCUGCGGAUCGUACCCGUGUUGGCGUUGAACUCGGUGGCCAGCCAGUCAAU
Molecule: messenger RNA, 1398 nt
Organism: Diaporthe batatas
Lineage: Eukaryota; Fungi; Ascomycota; Sordariomycetes; Diaporthales; Diaporthaceae
Exons: 2
Coding region: 215-982 (255 amino acids)
Source: RefSeq, a predicted model, not a curated record